AUGCUCCCGCCAAGUCUUUCGUGUAGAGCCUGCAGUCCCUCCUGCACCCUACAAGCCACCUUCUUUCCCCGACUCCGGACCUCAGCCGCGACUUCUCACGCCUUGGGCGCCAAGGCUUUCCACUCAACCCCUGCGCGUCUUUCGAAUUCCUCUCCACCCUCGCGCAUAUCCUAUCGCGUUGCUGUCUCGUCCUCGGGCAAAGGUUGCCGCUUCCACCCCCUCAAAAAUGCAUAUAAUUUCGACCCUAGCAUUUCUAGCUUGAUCGGCGUUACGAAGGAUAAGAACCCAACUGCUCGCCGCCGUGGACGGCCAGAUAGCGGUGAGGAUGCUUUCUUUGUGAGUCGGAUUGGCUCCGCCAGCGCGGACUCGGAUGCAGUCGCCUUCGCGGUAGCAGACGGCGUCGGUGGAUGGACUGAAUCCCGUGUUGAUCCGGCGGACUUCUCACACGGCUUAUGCGGGUAUAUGGCAGAGACGGCGUUGGCCUGGGGUAAAUCCGCCGAGAAGUUACGGCCUAAGCAGCUGUUGCAGACGGGCUAUGACCAAAUCGUUGCGGAUCCGACUAUCAAGGCCGGAGGCAGUACUGCCUCUGUUGGUGUCGCGUUACCGGAUGGACGCGUUGAGCUGGCUAAUUUGGGCGACUCGGGUUCUGUUUUGCUUCGUCGUGCGGCUGUUCACCAUUACUCGAUUCCGCAGACACAUGGCUUUAAUACGCCAUACCAACUUAGUAUUAUCCCUCCUCGCAUGCGUGCUCAGGCAUCUACGUUUGGUGGAGCGUAUCUUGAGGACUUUCCCCGCGACGCAGCCGUCACGAAUGUGCAAAUGCAGCACGGUGAUGUGCUGAUGCUUGCCACGGAUGGAGUCUUCGACAACCUCAAUAACCAGGACAUCCUCAAGCUGGUAACCAGCCGGAUGAUUCUUACGGGUGCUUGGACUGCUGCUCCGGAUGUCGCGGUGAAUGUAUCUAAUCACUUGGCUGCAUUGACUGUGCCCGGUGGUCUUGCUGAGGCCUUCCAUCCUCCCUCAUCAUCUGAAUCUACAAGAGACGACCACGACGAUUUGUCAAAACGCUUAGAAUCCAACUUGACACUCCAAUCUCUCCUCGCGGCCUCUGUCGCCGGCGAAGCCAAACUCGCCAGUGUCGAUUUUCGCCGUGAUGGACCGUUUGCCAAAGAAGCUCAGCGCUACUACCCGGGCGACUAUUACCGCGGUGGCAAGGUCGAUGACAUUUGCGCUUUGAUACUCGUCGCAGUAGACGAAAGUCUCGUGGCUAGCUCCGAGUAG
Molecule: messenger RNA, 1281 nt
Organism: Penicillium atrosanguineum
Lineage: Eukaryota; Fungi; Ascomycota; Eurotiomycetes; Eurotiales; Aspergillaceae
Gene: ppmA
Product: type 2C protein phosphatase PTC7
Exons: 1
Coding region: 1-1281 (426 amino acids)
Source: RefSeq, a predicted model, not a curated record